Eriocheir sinensis (Chinese mitten crab) is the source of this 12284-nucleotide messenger RNA. Its product is annotated as solute carrier family 4 member 11-like. The coding region runs from base 3992 to 6496 and encodes 834 amino acids. Gene Ontology annotation, biological process: monoatomic ion homeostasis; monoatomic anion transport; transmembrane transport. The record is from RefSeq and is a predicted model, not a curated record. Lineage: Eukaryota; Metazoa; Arthropoda; Malacostraca; Decapoda; Varunidae. Gene Ontology annotation, molecular function: solute:inorganic anion antiporter activity. Gene Ontology annotation, cellular component: basolateral plasma membrane; plasma membrane. The transcript is spliced from 18 exons.
ACUCAGUUGCUGGUGUUCUGUCGUGUUGGCUGGCCGCCCACCGCUGCCCACCCGACAGCCCCCCAUGUGAGGGUUCUGAUGAGACUUUAAUCGCCCCAGGACUGGCUUGCUUUACUCCCUCUUCACUCCCCAGCGUCUCCUCCUUUCCUCUCUUCCUGUGUCGCUCUCCCAGUCCCUACGAGCCAGUGGGCGCCAUGCAAACUUUCCACCCCCACCCUCGAGUGCUAAGAAAAGAAGGCUCGGUUGACCAGUGAGACUCCCGCUCUUGAACUCUCCACCUAAUCAGCUGUUCUCGUGACUCUGCGGAACAAUCAGCUGGUGUCACCUCAUCCCGCGAAAGCCAAUUGGUGUUUAUUUUGUGUCCAUAACGACAGCAAUAACGACAAGGCUUCCACCACGGCUCUUUCUUUCCCUCCUCAAAGACAGACACACACAAUCGGUCGUGCAGCUCUUGAGACAAAACUAAGCGAAAGGUUACGUGACUGAACCAAACAAUUGAAACUAACUUGAAAUCAAAAGUUUAAGGAAAGGAGAAAAAACUCCGAACUUUAAAAGAAAACUAUUGAAAAGCUAUCUCUCAUUUUUUUUUUUCUGACAACUGUGAGGGAGAGAUUGGUCCCGGCGUCACCCUCGACACGCCCUUGGCAGUGGCAGUUCGAAGUGAGUCUUGUAAUACAGAAAACAAAACACUGUACUUGACGUCACCUCUAAACAUCGUAUCUGACUCCAACAACAAGAACAACAAGUGAAGGUUCCUGUGGUGUCUCAAGUCCUACUCGAAGUGCUUCUCCUGGACGCUGAGUUGGCUGCUUCGAUCGCUUCUUUAGCUUGACACGCUGAGCCAACAGGAUCGAGCCCCGCGUAGCUUCACACGUUGCCGGGCUGUUGUCGGCGUCAUCAUCACCACCAGGAGAGAAGAGAGAAGAGCGGAUGCUGCGAGGUAUCAUCACCCACCUUCCUGCUCCUCGUUUUGAAGGUGGAAGAAAACGCGACGAGUGAGAAGAUGGGAAGAGAGGAUGACAUAGACCACUCUCUGUACCUCACUGCCUUCCUCGCCGCCGCCCCCCCCUCGGCUUCCACGGUGCUCGGCGGAGGCUCGGCCAAUGAGCGAUGAGCUGCACAGAGCACACACACGCACCGCUGACUAUGUGUGCUGAGCCUUGUGUGCUGUGCCCGGGCGACCUCUGUGUUGCUGCUUGAAGAAACACACCCUCACGCACCCACCCACACCCCCAACACUGAACACACACACGAACACACCGUCACGCACACGCCAAGGCCUCCUCUUGUUUUUUUCCUUGUCGCUUUCAGACGCCCAGUUCAAGUUCUCUUCUCGACUGCUGAAGAACUUUUUGAUGUGCAGUCUUGUUCCCGGAGUUCUUAAGAGUGCGUGAAUUAGUUCCUCUCUCUCUGGAAAUAAUAAUAAGAGAAAAAAAAAACUACCAAAAAACGACACUAAAAGUUAACUCAAAACAGUGAUAUGUAAAGUUCAAGAGUCACUUCAUUUGUACACGUGAACAAAGUUACAUUCUACCUCCGAUGACCUUAAUUUUUUGUAACCUUUGACCUCCCAGACACACCCCGCGUUGUUGACCCUGCUGGCCAGGUCAACAGUUGACCCUUGACCUCGUGGUGCUUGACCCCCACCGGUUGUUGUUAUUGUUAUAAGACGUCACUGGACAUUCGAGUGCGUGGCUUCGGCAAUAAUAAUAAUAAUAAUAAUAAUAAUAAUAAUAAUAAUAAUAAUAUAAACCAAGGUGAUGCUUAAAUUGUAAUCACAGGAACACAAACAAAAUAUUAAUAACCCACCAUUAUAAUAUAUAGUUUUAUUGUGUGAAUUUUUAUAUAUAUCUAUACAUACACAUUGUUGACGGUUUGUUUUGUAUACACGCUCUUCUUUUGUGACCGACCGAGUUUUUGUGUAUUUUUGGACGCUAUAAAUACUACUAUAUAUACCACGACAUUUGCUCAGGUUUUGUACUGGUGUGCGUGCGUGUAAGGGCGUGACAAGGCGUGGCUGGCGAGGACCACGGAGGGAUAUUCUGCCUUUCAAUAAAUCUCAACAGUGUAGGUGGCCGAGUGCUGCUGCCGCGCCCACCCCCGCGUGUCGGCGCCUCCCCAGCACCCAAACACAAGCCCUUCGUCACUACCCACGACCCUGAGACUCCAGAUUGCCUAUAGUGCAUCUGACCCGUUGUUGAACUGCCACAUCCAAUCAUUAGGUUAUAAGACUCUGAAUCUGACUCUUUUGAACUGUUACCUCGGACUCGACGACUCGUAAGGGGUCAACCCUCACUGACGUCAUCACAGGAGCAAUCAGUGUAUGACGUCACUAUCCGCCUAGCAAUUCACAAGCUGUUAUUCCUGUGACGCCGCAACUAAGGUAACCAAUAUUGAACUGGUCUCGUCUGACGUCACAGCUUGCCUACCCAAUCACAGCACAGACUCAAUCUUACCUGACCUUACAGCUAACCCAAGCGAGUGAGUUGUGCAUAGGUCACGUGAUAACUUCCCAGGUAUUGUCGGACUACUUUACCUGUGUUACCUGUUUUGUCUCACCUCUAAGGACUGCUAACUACCUUGCUAAUCGACUCCAUUUGUAUAUAGAAGCGUUGAACAAUCAAAACCUAUCAGAACUGCCCCUUAGGAGGAUUUAACCAACCAAAGACUCUUCCCAGUGCCGAUUUUUAGCAACGUUUUGGAGGAAUCGCGUUCACUGAGGAGGCGAAUUAAGUUUUUAAAAGCCGGAUAAGAGUUUCACAUUUUUUUCACACUAAAGGAGAUACACGCUCUUGGUUGCUCCUCAGGUUCUUGCUCUUUCCCUCUUCACCUCGGAGCAACUCAGCGGAAAGUGAAAGAGAGCAAGAGAAGGAGAAGGAGAGGAACCGGAGCCGAGGAGAGACGUAACAGGAAAUGAAUGCAGACCCGGAGCGAAUUUUAUAUUCCGAAAUGAUGAAUGAAAGAUGCCAAAACUAGGUGCGUAAGGGCCACUAGAAAAAGGAAGGAGGAAAGGAAGUUAAUCAAAGAAAGUCGCAUUUAUUUUUUUUAUCCUGAAGGAGUGCAAGGACUGUUAGGAAAUAUAUUAAAAACUGAGAGAGAGAGAGAGAGAGAGAGAGAGAGAGACUAACAUAACACAGUAGGACAAAUAAACACAAACAGGAAGCACAGAACGCAGCAGAAAAUACACACACAAAAAAACAAGAAGAAAAAACAAGAAUCCUCAUUUAAGAAGAAAAAAAAGGCAAGGCAAGAAAAAAGAAAAGAGGAAAAAAAAUAUAAAGAAGACAACCUCGAGCCAAGAGUUACUGAAUCAAAACGAAACAAAAGAAAAAAAAAGUAAUUAAGAGCAAGGAAGAAAGAAAGCGCUAGAACACACAAUACAAAGAGAGAAAAAAAUAAUAUAAAGAAGAAAAAAUAAAAAGUUGUUUAGAAAGAAAGAAAACGGUAUCAAAACGGUAAACUUGAAAGGAGAGGAAAAUAGACAGGAACUGCGCAGAGAAAGAGAGGCAUAAAGAAAACGAGCAAAAGGGGAGGAUAAAGAAAUAUAAAAAAAGGGAGAAAGAAAAAACAAACGAAUAAGUGGAGUACACAAAAGCAACACCAGCAAACAAACACACAAAUAAAAAAAAAGAAAAUAAACACAAAUAUAAAAAAAAAAAACAUUGUAAAAGGAAAUUGAAGAAAGAAGAAAAAAAGAAAAAAAUAGUCGAAGAGAAGGAAAGUUAAAUAAUACAAAAGAAAAUAAAGAAAACGCAGGAAAACAAGAAUUAAAUAACAACAAUAAAAAAAUAAUACCAAGGGAAACAAACAAACAAUAUAAUCGAAAAAAAAUAACGAAAAAACAAACGAAAGGAAAAACAAAAAAAGAAAAACAAGACAAACUAAAAAAAUAAGAAAAAAAAACCCUGAAAACAAACAGGUCACGUGGUAUCCUUCGUCGUCUUCGCUUUGAUAUCCUUCGCCUCGUAACCCAGCAAGAGGAACCUUCAGGAUGGCUACCCGACCGGCCCGCCCCCUGCCCGUGCCCCCCGUGGUACCGCAGGACUCCCGUAGGAUGAUAGGGGUCCUCAGCUUGGUGAUGAGGACCCUGAACUUCCCCUUCCCCCCUGAGGCUGACGAUGGAGACGAGGUGACGCUCAUGUACGCCAAGCACGAGAAGGUGCCCAUGAAGGACUUCGGGUCGGAGGUCCGCGCCUCCAUGGACAUCGCGCACUUCCUGUCGCAGGCGACGCUGGUGCUGGACGUGGCUGAGACCUCUCUGGAGGGCAUCUGUGACCUGCUGCUGACCAAGCUGCUGGAGCAGGACGAGCCGCUCUGCUCCGUCGCCGAGGCCAAGUCCAUCCUCUUCACCCACGACACCUCCGGAUCAAAUGAGAAGGACAGUUUGGCAAAAGUACACCUUCUGGCCCGGACAAUUCAGGGCACGGCCACCUCGGAAAAUGGAAGCUUCGAUUACGACCAGUCUUGGAUAUGUGCACUCGGGAACUUGCCAUCUCUACAAAGACGCCACGUUGCCAUCGCCCGCCUCAAGCAGCCCGCCAACAUGGGCAGAACCAGCAAGCAAGUCAAGCUGUUCAUUUUGGUCCUGUGUCCGAGCAAAGAGAAAGGCACCAAGAACUCGCUGGAGACGGGCCGCACCUUCGCCACAAUCUUCGCCGACAUGGACUUCCGACAGAGGCUUCUCGAGGCCACCAACGAGGAGGAGUUCAAAAGACUCAUCAUCAAGCACUCGCAGGAGCUCGCCGAAGAACAGCAAGUCACCAACGACAAGAGAAUCGAAAUGAACCACGAGAGAGUAGAGGAGUUCGAAUAUCAGGAGAAGCGGUGUUCCUUCGCCCGGGGACUAAGAGAGGACCUGGAGAGGCGGCUGCCACACUACCUCUCGGACUACAAGGAUGGGGUGGUGGGGCACAAGACCCUCCAGAAGGUUAUAUCCACCACCUUCUUCCUCUACUUCGCCUGCAUCCUCCCGGCCAUCGCGUUUGGUGUCCUCAACGACCACAACACCCACGGCAGGAUAGACGUCAAGAAGGUCAUCAUAGGUCAGGUCAUCGGGGGGGUCUUCUGGGGAGUGUUCUCGGGUCAGCCUCUCCUCAUUCAGCUCACUACAGCUCCUCUUGCUAUAUAUAUAAAAAUUAUUUUCUACAUAUGUAAUGACUUCAAGCUGGACUUCCAUGCCAUGUACUGUGCGGUGGGGCUCUGGAACAGCUUUUUCCUGGUCAUGUACUCGCUGUUCGAUGUCUCCCGGCUCAUGCGGUGGUCAACGCGGUCCACCGAGGAGAUAUUCGCCCUCUUCAUCUCCAUUGCCUUCUGCAACGAUGCAUUCACAGCUGUCAGAAAAAACUUCGACGCUAACUACUACAGUCCUUCGUGUCAGAAAGGGGCCAACACUUCCUUCGUUGCUGCUGUUUCUCCAUCGAUUUAUGCAGCCACGGGAAACCAGUCAGAACCGUUCAUCUCCUAUACUUCCACCAGCCACGGGGAGGUCGAGGAGGGUAAUGUCACAUUCACGCUGGUCCAGGAACUCUGCACUCGGGAGAACUCCAUCCUCUACCUCCUCCUCAUGUUUGGCACCCUCUGGCUCGGCGUUAUGCUCUACAACUUCAACAAGACGCCGUACCUCAAUGCAAACAAGCGUGAGGCCUUGGCUGACUACGCCCUGCCCGUAGCCGUCAUCGUCCUCUCCUUCAUCGGGUCUUAUGUGUUCCGCGACGUCAAGCUGGAGCACUUCAGGUACGACAACAGCUAUGACAUGUUCCAGCUGCCGCCGCUGGAUGCCUUACCCAUACCAGCCGUGUUUGCCACCAUGGGCCUUGGCUUCUCCCUCUCCAUGCUCUUCUUCAUGGAUCAGAACAUAGGGUCAGCCAUGGUCAAUAACCCCUGCAAUAAGUUGAAAAAAGGGCCGGCCUACCACCUGGACCUGCUGGUGGUGGCCUUCAUGAAUGGGUUCCUCUCAGUGUUCUGCCUCCCCUGGAUGCACGCCUGCCUCCCACACUCCCCUCUACAUGUACGCUCUUUGGCGGACGUGGAAGAGAGGGUGGAACAGGGACACGUGUAUGAAAUAAUUGUCAAAGUGAGAGAGACACGUCUCACAGGACUUUUCUCCAACAUCCUGAUCGGACUCUCCAUCUUCCUGCUACCAUACCCCCUCGCCUACAUCCCGACAGCGGUGCUGGACGGACUGUUCCUCUACAUGGCUGUCACUGCCCUCAACGGAAACCAGAUGUUUGAGCGGAUCACGCUCCUUUUUAUGGAGCAGGCUGCCUAUCCACCCAACCACUACAUCAGAAGGGUUCCUCAGCGCAAAAUCCACAAGUUCACAGGUCUGCAGGUGGUACAGCUGUUGGUGAUGUGUUCGCUGGGCUUUGCUCCAUGGCCGUACCUCAAGAUGAUGUUCCCUGUUGCUCUCUUGCUGCUUCUACCCAUAAGACACAAAUUGGUCCCAAUGGUGAUAGAGGACAAAUACUUGGCAGCCUUGGACGGGGAGCACCAAUAAACCAUUUGCUGCUUGCCUCCCAAGACCUGCAACAGAACCUGAUGCGACAGACAUGGGUUGUGCAAGACUGAAAGAAUCCCAAAAACUCUUAAAAAUGAAAACUGGCAACCGCAUGCCUGUGAAGGAAAUUCCAGACAUGCAUCAAUGGUAAUGAGAGGGGCGAUGCAGGGGAAGCGAUGCUGCUCCCCCCCGUGUCCCCACCCAACGCAUGUUUGUUGACUGUAGGGAAGACCGCACCACGUGUUUCUUCAGCAAAGGACUGGCUUUCCUUCCGCAUGAGUCUUGCCCUCACCCCCCCGUGAUUCCACCUCAUGCCAGGAAGUGAAAAGUGGCAACAAGGAAAAUAAAAUCUGGAGGAAUUCAUGUUGUGGUGUGAUCAGGAAACAAUCAAAAAGUCAAUAUUGGGAAGCAAUUCAAAAGAUUCCCAAUAUCUACUCACUCACUCACUCACUACCAAGGGGUUUUAUAUUGAUGCAUACAGGCUCGUGUGUGGCAGCAACCCCCUACCACCACCUCCACCACCACCACCACCACCAUUCCUUCUUCCCUUCCCUUGCCUCUACCUUUCCCCUUCCUCAACAUUAGCAAGAACACCUGUGCUCCCUUCCACCACCGUCAACCACAUUCCUUUUCCAACAUCUCUUUUCCCUCCUUUGCUCUCCCAAAAUGUAUAAAAUGCUAAAAAAGAAAGCCAGAUUAGCUCAAAUUUUAAGCACUACACAACCCCAGACUGUGUACUCAACAGUCGCCACUGCAACCACAUACAUAAUUCUUAAAUGAUCAGUACUCAUGCUCCACCGCCCUUGCUCCCAUCCCCUCUCCCCUCUCCCCUCAACCCCCAAGAGCGCAAUCACUGUAGUGAGGAGUAAGUACGAUGUAAACAGUAGUCCCGGAGUCUACUUAGCUCACUCUAGCGCAUAAUCAAGUUUGUACACCAAGCAUUAAUUAACUAAACUAACCAACUCAAUAGUCUGUUUUACCUAGUUGACUAAGGUUUUUCCCGGGACAACUCUUUGGUGUGUCACUUGUUGUUGUGGGAUCAGUUCAGGAAUGCAUGGGGCACCAAGUUGAUAUAUGCAAAAAAAUUAUAUACAUAUAUAUAUAUAUAUAUAUAUAUAUAUAUAUAUAUAUAUAUAUAUAUAUAUAUAUAUAUACAUAUAUAUAUAUAUAUAUAUAUAUAAAAUGAUACAGUCUUUGAACACACUACACGCACACUCUCACAUGCACAAGCACGCACACCUACACAUGUACACGCAGGCACAUGUGAGGCCAGCCCCUAGGCCACCCCCCCACCCACACACCCAACCAUUCAUGGAUGCAAGAGGCCUCGCUUCCGACAUCCUUAAGUUUAAGCAGCUUAAAAAUAUGUUGCACUUUCAGCCUACCUUUCAGUCAGACCUUUUUUUCUUUACCCUUAUUCAUACCAGAUAUAAGUUUUCCUCAAUUUUUUUGUUUCAAUUUAAUACAGACUACUGUCAUUUAUGCCAUACCAACUUUCCUUUUGUUUUUUAAUUGCAUAUCCCACUACAAUAACAGUAGUUUCUUUGACCUGUGUUCCCCUUCCUCCCCUUCCCGCCACCCUCCAUGUUUGGGAGAAUGAUGCUCUGUCCCUUCCCUCCGCCGCCCCAACCACUAUGCAGGUGUGCUACAGGUGUGAGGGCCAGGCGUAGGGGCCAGCCUCACCCCCAGUGUUGUUACCGGGCGUUGAAUGGCCCGACAAUAAUGUCAAUAACUGUGUGUACAAACCGCGUCUCUAAUACUCCAGAGUCUAGUUUUCAUAGCCAGUGUUGAAUUAUAUCAUAGCUAAUAUUAUGAUAGAACAUUAUACUGUAUAUUUGAUAAAUAGCCUCUAGGUUUGUGAUUUCACAGACUUGGUUAUGAGCGGCAGCGUUGAUGUGGCUAGGUGUGUGUACGUAUGUUUGUGUGUGGGUAUGUAUGUGUGUAGGUGCAUGUAUAUCUAUGUGAUUCUCCUUUUAUUUACUAAUUCUUAUCAUCUUCAUUGAAGAUACUAAUGAUGUUUUCCUCUUCACCUGUGUAUUCUCCUAAAACAUUUUUUCUUUCCUAUUGUAAUUUUCCUCAACUAUAAAAAAUGAUAAAGACGACAGAAAUGUUGCAAGUGAUAGCAAAAUGCUAUGCAACUUUGUUAAAGGGUGUGGGUGUGGGAGAGAGAGAGAGAGAGAGAGAGAGAGAGAGAGAGAGAGAGAGAGAGAGAGAGACUAAAAGAGAGCGAGAGCAAGAGAGAGACUAAAAGAGAGUGAGAGCAAGAGAGACUAAAAGAGAGUGAGAGCAAGAGAGACUAAAAGAGAGCGAGAACGAGAGAGACUGAAAGAGAGAGAUUGAAAGAUAGAGCGAGAGCAAGACUGAAAGAGAGAGAGAAAGAGAGAAAGAAAGAGAGAAAGAGAGAGAGAGAGAGAGAGAGAGAGAGAGAGAGAGAGAUAUGCUUCUGUUCCUUCUGGCUCCCUGAUGUCAUUGCAACUUGACUAUUAUUUCCCCAACACUGUAAACUAGUCAGGCAGGUUCCUGGACUAGCUACAACAGAACCACCACCACCACCACCACCACCCUAAUACCAACCAUGACACCCACAACCACCCCCAUAACCAACCACAACAAACUAUAUUAGUGUCAACUUCUUCACCACAGUAUGAACAACAUGUUAACCCAUACAAACACCUUAACUCUCAUUUCUUUAUUAUUUUUUCUUCUCCUCCUUCUCGUCUUUCUCUUUCUCUCUGUCCCAAUAUAUAUCAUAAGAGCAAGCUUUGUUCUUUUAUAUCAAACACACACACACACACACACACACACACACACACACACACACACACACACACACACACACACACACACACACACAGGUAAGUUCCAAGCUUAUUCAGGGAGUGGAGAGUGCGAGUUCAGAGCACGAUCAGACCAUGGUGAAUGACGCACACACAAACACACAUUUGCAGACCAUUGUUAUUUUCAUUACAAUAACACAGCAGGACCCAAACAUGCUCUUCUCAGGGUGAGGGACAGAGGCAGCAGGAAAUGUGUGUGUGAGUGUGUGUGUUUACUUAUGCGUGUGUUUGUGAGUGUGUGUGUGUGUGUGUGUGUGUGUGUGUGUGUGUGUGUGUGUGUGUGUGUGUGUGUGUGUGUGUUGCACCUAGCUACCUUAACCUGCCAUCCUGGAGUGCAUCCUCAAAAGAAACUAAAAUGAAGCAUAGUAACGGUACUGUAAUGUAGUCAAACAAUGCAUUUGUGAGUUAAAAUAUGCAGUCGUAAUGCAGGGCCACACCCAGGGUUAAGCCUCAUUACUUUUUUCAGUGUUAAAUUGACAAUUGUUAUCAACCUGGAACUGGAAAAAGGUCAGGGAACUCCAAAUAGUUUUCAUCAAAUGUCUUAAAAACCUACCGGACAGCACCUCAACUUGUUAAGUGUAUUCACAAAUGCAUCAGAUCCAAUAUUAAAUGUUGUGUACUUAAACUUCAUCCCAAGAUAAGAGGACAAAACACUUUAAUGUAGAAUGCAACCAGGACUUAGCUCACAUUCAUAGUUUACCUUCCUAUUAUUUCCACCCUUCCCUUCACAUUGUCAAUAUUGUUACUAAGAGGCAAAGAUUUAUGAAUAUAUAUGCAUACUGUAACCCCCACACAAACCUGGCAGGGAUAUGCAGUUGUAUGUGGAGUAUUGUUUGUCCUUGGCCUUUCCCUUCCCUCCUCCACAGCAUAUGAAUACCCAAACACUCCCCUCCCUCCCCCUUCCCUGGCUCCAGUUUGUGUGGGGGCUCAUGCUGUCGUGGCACAGGAAAAUAAUGCAAUUAGGGAUUUGCUAAGAGUUGGUGAUUGCAAGCAGUCUCUCCUCCUGUCCAGCUUCUCAGAGGAAGAAGUAACUUAACUGUUGUUGUUGUUGUUGUUACUGUUUUGUUCUCUAGCUGCUGCAAGUUUAAAAAUGAGAUUAGUUGUGUGUCUUCACUGCCAAGACACAAGUACAGUCUUUUAGGUCCAAGCAAAGAGUCAGUUCUCAUAAGGUAGUGUUCACUUCAGCCUUAUUUGCACCAUUUGCCCUUCAUUUUUAAAUAUUCCUUCACAGAUCUAUAAUGUAAGACCCACCACCUUGGAACAUGUUCUCGCCCUUCACAGGUGACACGUUCCAUAGAGAUACACUUGCCUGUAAUCUGCUGAAACUGAUCAAACAUUAAAUUUGGGAUUUAUUAUAGGGGGUAACACAGGGUAUGUAUGUCACUCCCGUGGCAUGUAUGGAAUAAUGUCCUCCCUUACUCUGAAUAAAUUCCUCCUCCUCAUUCUGUUCCCUUCAGUUAUUAAUAAACUGUGAAUGCUUGUUGACGAGGACUCUGCUGGGCCGGGUGUCGAGUUGUGUCGGGGCGUCUGUGGGAUGUGAUGACAGUGUGGGUGGUGUGGUGACGCAUCAGACUGAUAUAAGGAAAGCGAAAAACGUGUGUACAUAGUAUAUCAAAAGACUAGCAUGCAGUUGCUCAGGUGUUUUGAAAAGCAUUUGUCGUCUUCAGUAUAAUUAUCAAAGUUCAUCAUGUAAUUUCUGACUUUCUUUUCAAUAAGUAAUCAAUUAGGAUAAAAAAAUGCAUUGUCUGUACCACAUUUAUUGCUCAAGGCAAUCAAAAACAUAUGUAUUGUUAAUCAAAAUGAAUUAUUCCAUAGGGCCAUCGUGGGCAGUGUGUGUUUGCCCUGAUACCAUGGAUUUUACGACAAUAAUAUUUGACAGGUGACAUGGUAGCUGUUACUUCUUGUUUUCUCUGAUUGUUAGCAACACCUAAAUGAAACUAAUUAUGUGUCUUUCAUUGGGAAAAAUACUGAUACUUUGCUCAUUGAACUUUUAUCAAAAUUACACUCUUUAUUCUUCACCUGUGAUUGAUCGUAGAUGUCACGUUCCAAACUCGUACACACAAAUCAGAAUCUGAAUCAAAAUGGUCAGCAUAGUCUUAUUUAGGAUGGUUACCUUUAAAAUGUAAUUACUGUGAAUUACAAAUCAAAUGGUAAUGCUCAAACUGCUAUGUCUAAUAAUACUGAUAAUACUAAUCCAUAAUGUAAUAUUCUCCUGUUUGUUAAAGAAUUAUGUAUAGUAUAAUGAAGCUGUUGGAGCAUUGCAAAUUUUAGCCACAAAUUAUUUUUAUUACAUAGAGUUGUUUAUGUUACUGUUGGUUUUAGGAGAGCAGUGUCUGCUUGAAGUAUAUUAUGAAAAAGACAUGUAGUGUGUAGGUUAGGUUAGAGUUAAAUGUCAUUACUUUGAUUCAGCAAGUCCAUAAUUUAGGCUGUUUCUUUGGCUUUCACAUUUACCCACAUUUUUUGCACAAAUUAUAGCCAAAAAUAUUCCCCCAAAUAAAACGUUAUUUGCCAAUGAAAGAUGUGUCAAUGGGAGAUAAUUUUUGGUCAUAAUUAUGAAAAAUAACUACUACCAUAACUACUAUAAAUGGCUUACAUUGAGGGCUUGCUGCAGUAUUUUAAAGAGAAUAGCCUGCAUAUAUAUAUUUUUUUUGAGACAAGAAGCCUUUAUGAGGAGAGGCUGCCUGGCCCUGCCCUUAGCAACCCUUAGAAGCCACUAUUAAUUGUUGCCAUUCUUUUAUUUACAAUGAUAAUCCAUACCUUUUAAUUUCAGAUAUUAAUUUUUCCUGAAUAUGUAUCCUUAUUACCAUUAUUUUACAAUUACUUAUGUAGUGUAGCUAGUUAUUACUGUUACUUGUAUGAUAAUUACUUUUAUCAUAAUUACUAAACAUGACUAUUGUUAUUAAAGUAUAUUGUUCUUAUGUACAAAGUGUAAAAUAAAAGUUUUACACGAA